Parnassius mnemosyne (clouded apollo) is the source of this 3744-nucleotide messenger RNA. Lineage: Eukaryota; Metazoa; Arthropoda; Insecta; Lepidoptera; Papilionidae. The record is from the annotation of a GenBank genome assembly.
ACUCGUCCCCUCGCUUCUGAGCCGCCAUGACAGUCGAGCGCGCCCUACGCCGCUGUCGCGUUCAAAAAUAGAAUAUUACUGGUGAAGGAAAAACUUGGGUCUCCUACGUGACGUCACGCUUCUGCAGCUCAACUCAUCUCGUACAAACUGGCAAGUCUGGUGGAGGGAACCGGAUAUGGGAGUAUCUGGUGAGAGCGAGGGGUGCGCGGCUGCGCGCAUGUGGCGCAACGCGUGCGCGGCGCUGCUGGCGCCGGGCGCGGAGGACGCCUGGCAGCAGAUCGUCGACGCCUCGCCCCCGGACGCCGUCUGGCACUCGCUCAGGAACUGCGUCGCGUACCAGGCGGGCGUGUGGCAGAACCUGCUGGCUAAAGGCAUGAUAGACGUGAUGCAACCGGCCGCGUUCAAACUGGCUAUUGUACUGCGGCAUACACCCGCUGAGCUCACUGCUCGCUUGCUGGCUGACCUGCUGCACGACCACCCGCAGUCGGUUAGUGAUACAAACACACAUACAGAUACACUCUGACACACCCACUUAAUCCGUCGAUUGACCUCUCGGUUGAAGUUGGACUUACUUAGUCGGAUUAUUUGUCCCAGGUAAACAUACAUGUUAACAACUUUUAGCUUAGUGCUCCCAACAACUACCGGCACAAGUAGGUAACGUAUUCGCCAUUGAUAUAUAUAUCGUAUCCUUUCCAAUUCAAUAGCUUGAAAAUGUCUUCCAGUGUAGCCUUGACAAGUUUCGGGGAUAUAACGUCACCCUACCUUACACCUUUCUGCAGUUGGAUAGGUUUCGUACUCCGGUUCUGUACUCAGAUAGCCAUCGUAGCCCUACUGUACAAACACAUUAGCACUGUCAGUCAAAACAUGGCACCGCUGAAUGGACUGCAGCAUCGCCCAAAUUUUGACGGAAUCAAAUGCUUUCUCAUAGUUCACAUACGCAAUACAAAGUGGCAGAUUUUACUCUUAGUUAUUUUGUGAAAUUUGCCGAAAGGUAUGUAUGUAUGUGUAUGUAUGUGUCCAGUGUAGUGGCGGGUAAGAAUACCCACAACCUCAUAUCUUCCCGUGGAUGUCGUAAAAGGCGACAGAGGGAAACUGAGGCAGAAGAUGGGCAGCCGCAUCUUUCUGAUAAUAACAAAAGCAAUAAAAAAACUGCGGUUGCCAAUGAGCAAUGACAAUAAUAAACGUCUCCCAGUCCCCGGCGGCCACGCUAUUCUUGGCUACGGUGGCGACCAUGGUAACGGCGGGGCAGGGGGUGCUAAGAAUCUCCGGUGGAGUUUCGGUUGCCUCCUACGACGACUCGACCUGGCAACUUAUAACGCGAGCUGGAAAAAGAGAUACACAAGUUGCGCUGGAAUAUUAUAGGAUUAUCUGAAGUCCGAAGAGGGGAGGACACUAUAAUCCUCGAAUCCGGCAACUUGUUCUAUCACCGGGAGGGCGACAAUCUGUCGGAUGGUGUCGGAUUUAUCGUCCACAAGUCUCUCGUUAACAACGUUGUAAAGAUUGGGAGUGUGUCGAUGAGGGUUGCGUACCUUAUACUCAGAAUAACCAAACCGUAUUCGCUGAAGGUCGUACAGGUUUACGCACCAACCUCGGCACACCCCGAUGAGGAGGUGGAGGAAAUGUAUGAGGAUAUUUCCAGAGCCAUGUAUUCCUCCAAAACCCACUAUACGGUGUUAAUGGGAGACUUUAACGCAAAACUAGGCACAAGAGAGAACGGUGAGCUGGAAGUAGGGAAAUUUGGAUAAGGGCAAAGGAACCCAAGGGGCCAGCAGCUGGCCGAAUUCAUGGAGAAAGAGGGACUCUUUAUGAUGAACUCUUUCUUCCAGAAGCGGCCCCACAGGAAGUGGACCUGGUCGAGCCCCGACGGUUCGACAAAAAAUGAGAUUGACUUCAUUAUGACGACCAGACGACAACUGUUCAGUGAUGUCUCAGUGAUCAAGAGGGUGAAAACUGGUAGCGAUCACCGAAUGGUUAGAGGCUUACUGAACCUAAACGUUAAGUUCGAGAGGUGUCGUCUAAUGAAGUCAACGCCCCGUCCCGUUCGUGCUCUAAUCCAAAGUCCCGAAACCUAUCAACUCGAGUUACAAAAUCGUUUUCAGUGCCUAGAAGAUUUCAAUGCAGUGGACGAUAUAAAUGACAAGAUCGUGGAAACUGUUCAUGCGGUCGGAGUUAAGUUUUGCAAAACCCGACGGAGAAGAACACAAAAACUCACCGAUCACACUCUUAAUCUCAUAGCUGUUAGACGGGAAAUGAAGCUGCAGUCUUCAGUACAUUUGAUAGCAUACAGGCAACUGAACAGACAGAUCUCCAAAUGCAUACGGCGGGACUUACGCAACUUUAAUACUGCUCGUAUUGAAGAAGCGAUCAAGCGGAACCAGAGCUCCAAAGUCUUUGCCAGCGAUCUGUCCACCAGAAAGUGCCAACUGUCGAAGCUGAAGACCGAAUGUGGCAGCAUCGUUUCCGAGAUACCUGAGAUUUUGAGUGAGAUUGAGAGGUUCUAUAGGCAGCUGCACACGUCAUCGUUGGAGCCACACGCAAGUGUGAGUGACGAUCCAAGAACAAGUGUUAUCCGACAUUAUUCCGAUGAUAUCCCGGACGUCAGUCUGAGCGAGAUUAGAAUAGCUCUGCAACACCUUCAAAACAGCAAGUCCCCGGGCGAGGAUAGAAUUCAAGCGGAGCUUCUGAAAGCGGGUGGAAAACCGGUACUUAAAGUACUUCAGAAGCUCUUUACUUCCGUCCUUCAUGGAGGUACUACUCCGGAGGCGUGGAGCGGAAGUGCGAUGGUCUUGUUCUUCAAGAAAGGCGCCAACGCUCUCUUGAAGAACUACAGAGCGAUUUCCUUUCUGAGCCGCGUACUGUUUUCGAGAGUCAUUACGAAUCGUCUCUCAUGCAGACUCAUUGACUUCCAGGCUUCCGAACAAGCCGGUUUCCAAAAAGGCUUUAGCACCAUAGACCACAUACAUACCCUUCUGCAAAUUGAACAGAAGACCAAUCUGCCACUUUAUCUUGCGUAUGUGGACUAUGAGAAAACCUUUGAUUCCGUCGAAAUUUGGGCGGUACUGCAGUCCCUUCAGCGGUGCCAAGUGGACUGGCGGUAUAUCGAAGUGCUGAAGAGUUUGUACAGUAGGGCUACGAUGGCUAUCCGAGUACAAAACCAGAGCACGAAACCUAUCCAUCUGCAGAGAGGUGUAAGACAGGGUGACAUAACAUCCCCGAAACUCUUCACCGCUGCAUUGGAAGACGUUUUCAAGCUACUGGACUGGAAAGGAUACGGUAUUAACGUCAUUAGCGAGUACAUCACUCACCUUCGAUUUGCCGACGAUAUAGUCCUUAUGGCAGAAUCGCUGGAGGACUUAGCACUAUGCUCAAUAACCUCAAUAGUGUCUCCCCACGGAUAGCUCUUAAGAUGAACAUGGACAAAACAAAAAUCAUGUUUAACGUCCAUGUCAUACCUGUGCUGGUAGUUGUUGAGAGCACUAAGCUCGAAGUUGUUGACGAAUAUGUUUACCUGGGACAAAUAGUCCGACUACGUAAGUCCAACUUCGACCGAGAGGUCAAACGACGGAUUCAUCUUCUUCGGACACAUCUUCUAAUUAGACAUACCUCAAAACUAAAUUGUUCAACCAGUGCGUGUUGUCAGUGAUGACCUAUGGAACUGAGACGUGGUCCUUUACUGCUAGCCGUAUGAGAAAGCUGAAAGUCGCUAUCGUGAAGCGACAAUAAAGAACAAAAAGAAUCUAACCU